Molecule: messenger RNA, 2337 nt
Organism: Vittaforma corneae ATCC 50505
Lineage: Eukaryota; Fungi; Microsporidia; Nosematidae
Exons: 1
Coding region: 1-2337 (778 amino acids)
Cellular component (GO): cell periphery; cell septum
Molecular function (GO): chitin synthase activity
Source: RefSeq, a predicted model, not a curated record
AUGCUAUCAAGAGCAGAAAUACUACGAAAUUCAAGUAGGGCUACUCUUCCAUCACCCCCUGCAAGGAGUCUUGAAGAAGAGUUUUCAUUCUGGCAAAGUUUUUCAAGGUUUAUGACCAUUCUCAUUCCCGAUUGUGUGCUUCGUAGAAUAGGGAAAAUGGAUAACCCAGCAAGAAUUCAGGCAUGGAGAGAAAAAGUAACAUUAUGCAUUCUAAUAUUCUUUACUUGCAUGCUUUUGGGGUUUAUUACAUAUGGAAUAAACCUUUUUGUUUGCAAAGGAUCAAAUAUAAUAAUUUAUGGGAAAAUCAAACCGUCAAUAAUGAAAACAGAUUACAUAUUAGCCAACGGCGGGAUAUUUGAAGCCGAUCAGUACUAUGGAAAUGAAAUACAGAACCACUUAUUUGCAAGAAACAUUGAUGCCUGCAAACAAGCAUUCGGUGGACAGCUGCUAGAUGGGGAUUUCGAAGAAAAAGAUUUUAUUAGAGUGUAUGAUCUACACUUUGACUGGGCAGAUGUAGAAAAGAAGAAGUUCAUUGUAAUAGACAAUAAAGUCUAUGAUCCCACAUACUGUACCGAACCUUACUUUGAUGAGUUUAUCAAAAAAUAUGCUGGGGGCAGAGCUAAUACUAAGGGACUAGAUAAGACCUGUUUAGAUUGUUUUAAAUAUACCUUUCUGGCUGGUAAAAUUUCAACAAGAACUGCAGGAUGUAUCUUUGGAGAUGUACUGCUAUGGCUGUCUACUGUUGUAAUAUUUUCUUUAAUUUUUGUGAGAUUUUUCCUUGCAAUGUUCUAUGCAUGGUACAUGAGGACGAAGCCAGUAUCAAUCAGAGGCACUACGCCCUGUAUUCUUCAGGUUACAUGCUACAGUGAGGGGAUGGAUGGAUUGAAAUCUACCCUCGAUUCAUUAACACUACUUGAAUAUGAUCCUGAUUAUAAACUUAUUAUUGUGGUUGCUGAUGGUGAUAUUAAAGGAGCUGGUAACGAGCUGAGUACACCACAGAUCCUUCUAAACAUGUGUCAGGUUGAUAAUCCUGAGCCCAAAGCAUAUAUCUCACUGGCGCCUGGCCAUAGAAGAUUUAACCAGGCCAAGGUACAUACUGGAUAUUAUGAAAAGGAUGGAAAGAGGGCCAGAAUUAUGAUAAUAAACAAGGUGGGAAAUCCAAAUGAAAUAUCAAAGAAGGGAAAUAGAGGAAAAAGAGACUCACAGGUAAUUUUGAUGUCGUUUUUCUCAAAGAUCUUGUAUGGAGACAGAAUGAGUGAGCUUGAUUUUGAAAUUUAUCGUAAAAUGUCAAUGAUGUUUCCAAGAUUCAAGCCAGAGGACUUUGAAAUUCUCCUGAUGGUAGAUGCGGACACAAUCGUCCAUGGGGAUGCAUUAGUAAAAAUAGUCUCUGCAUUUGAAAAAGAUCCUAAAAUUAUGGGACUAUGCGGUGAAACACAGAUUCUCAAUAAAAAUGAAAGCUGGGUCACAAGAAUACAGGUAUUUGAAUAUUACAUUAGCCAUCACCUGACUAAAAACUUUGAGAGUGUCUUUGGGGGUGUAACAUGUCUUCCUGGCUGUUUCUGUACAUACAGAAUAAAGAUUGUUACAGAUGAAAUGGGCCAGAUAAAGAACCACACAGAUAAAAAGACAAGACCUGAUGAAAAAUGGGAAUGUGUGCCACUGCUAGCAAAUCCACUGAUUGUAAAUGCAUAUUCAGUCUAUGAAGCGAAGACCCUGCACGAACAGAAUCUUUUGCACCUUGGCGAAGAUAGAUACCUCACAACAUUGUUAAUGAAGAAUUUCUACAAAAGAAAAUUGAUUUUUGUACCAUCCGCCAAAUGCUCGACUUACGUCCCUGCCGACUAUAAAACUCUUAGAUCACAGAGGAGAAGGUGGAUAAACUCAACGAUCCACAACAUGUUUGAACUUGUUUGUGUAGACAAACUGUGUGGCACGUUCUGUUUUUCAAUGCAGUUCGCAAUAGGCUUUGAACUCUUUGGUACAUUAACACUACCUGCUGCAAUAGUAUUUACAGGUGUUCUUCUUGUAUCAGCAUUUAUAACCGAGCCAGCCUGGAUUCCACUAAUAAUGCUAGUAGCUCUGCUUGGUCUUCCAGCCGUUCUGAUCAUGCUUACGACAUUUGAAAUUCAGUACUGGUUCUGGCUUAUCAUUUAUAUCUUUGCACUUCCAAUAUGGAAUUUUUUCUUACCCGUAUAUGCCUUUUGGAGGUUUGACGAUAUUUCAUGGGGCGAUACUAGAAAGGUUAAUGAAAAGGGUGGCAAAGACGAGGUUGGGCUGUUUGACUCAUCUUCCGUCAAGCUCAAGCACUUGGAAGAGUUUAUGGCUGAAAAUAAAUAA